CUUAUCUAUAAAACCUCACCAUAAGAUACGAUCUCUAAAAUAAAAUUAGAGCGUUAUAUCGACACUAAAACAAAUGGAGUUCGCCUGGCCUCUCCUCGCUGCUCUCCUCCUUCCUCUCUCCUUCCUACUGCUCUACCAUGCCAAGAACGGUGGCAAGGCCAGCCGCCGCCUGCCCCCAGGGCCAGCCGCCGUGCCGGUGCUCGGGAACUUGUUCUGGGUGAGGCUCCAUGGGAUCGAGAUCCUGCGUGCCAUCCGCCGCUUCCACGCGCGCCAUGGCCCGCUGCUCACGCUCCGCAUCGGCUCCCACCUCGAGGUCACGGUCUCCGACCGCCACCUCGCGCACCUGGCGCUCGUCGAGCGCGGCGCCGCUCUGGCCGACCGCCCAGCCUCCGCGUCCCGGGACCUCCUGGGACUGAACUCCUCCACCAUCUCCACCUCCAGCUACGGCCCGCUGUGGCGGAUAUUCCGGCGCAACUUCGUGGCCGAGGUCGCGAACCCGGCGCGGCUCCGGUUGUUUGCGCCGGCUCGUGCGGCGGUGCUCGCCGAGCUCACCGACAAGCUACGCCGCCGGCAGGAAGGGGACGGCACCAUAGUGCAGACGUUCCAGUACGCCAUGUUCCGCCUCCUGGUGGCCAUGUGCUUCGGCGAGCGGCUCGACGAGCGCGCCGUGCGCGACAUCGCCGCAGCGCAGCGUGACCUGCUGCUAUAUUCGUCAACCAAGAUGAGGGUCUUCGCCUUCGUCCCCGCUGUCACGAGGCGACUCUUCCGCGGCCGCCUGCACGCCAUGAUCGCGAUGCGUCAACGGCUCAAGGACACGUACAUGCCGCUGAUCGACGCGCGUAGGCGGCGCAAAAAUAAUCUGGGAGUGGGAGGAGCCGCCGCUGAUCGCGACAUGGUAGAAGAUGAAGGGACGCAAACACAAACAACGCUGCCGCACUCGUACGUUGACACGCUGCUUGACAUCCGGCUCAACGACAACGAUGGCGACGGCCGCGAGCUGACGGACGACGAGAUGAUCGCGCUGUGCUCCGAGUUCCUCAACGGCGGCACGGACACCACGUCCACGGCGCUGCAGUGGAUCAUGGCGGAGCUGGUCAAGAACCCGGGCAUCCAAGACAAGCUCCACGACGAGAUCAAAGCCACCAUGACGACCAGCGGCGGCGGCGGCGGCCCGGAUCACAUCUCCGAGGAGGACGUGCAGAGGAUGCCGUACCUGAAAGCGGUGGUUCUGGAAGGCCUCCGGCGGCACCCGCCGGGGCAUAUGGUGCUGCCGCACGCGCCGGCGGAGGACAUCGAGGUGGGCGGGUACGUGAUCCCCAAGGGCACGACGGUGAACUUCUUGGUGGUGGACAUGGGCAUGGACGAGCGUGCGUGGGAGCGGCCGACGGAGUUCGCGCCGGAGAGGUUCCUGCCGGGCGGCGACGGCGAGGAUGUGGACAUCACGGGCACUAGGGAGAUCAGGAUGAUGCCGUUCGGGGCUGGGAGGAGGAUCUGCCCGGGCCUCAACGUCGCGACGCUGCACCUCGAGUUCUUCGUGGCGAACCUGGUGCGCGAGUUCGAGUGGCGGCAGGUGGAGGGGGAGGAGGUGGACGUGGAGGGCGAGAAGGCCGAGUUCACCGUCGUCAUGGCCAACCCGCUCCAGGCGCGCCUCGUCCCCAGAGCAACAGAUUAGAAGGCAAGGAGGCCCCCUGUUUACGCGCUUGCUUCAUUUGUUGGACUGCGUCACGUAUGGUUUAGCUUUAUCUGUGUCUGUAUUGGAAAAUAAAUCAAUUAUACUACUAGUGCCUCUGUCGGAAAAAAAAA
Messenger RNA from Sorghum bicolor (sorghum), 1803 nucleotides. RefSeq names its product cytochrome P450 89A2. Bases 74 to 1672 code for a protein of 532 amino acids. The transcript has a single exon. The record is from RefSeq and is a predicted model, not a curated record. Gene Ontology annotation, molecular function: heme binding; oxidoreductase activity, acting on paired donors, with incorporation or reduction of molecular oxygen, NAD(P)H as one donor, and incorporation of one atom of oxygen; iron ion binding. NCBI's taxonomy places the organism in Eukaryota, Viridiplantae, Streptophyta, Magnoliopsida, Poales, Poaceae. Gene Ontology annotation, cellular component: membrane.